GUUUGUUUUUCAUUUCCCGGGCAAACGGUGCCACGCCAUUUCCAUGCCUGCGUGUUCGACCCAAAUGUCUUGGAAAAUCAUGACUUGGACUUCAAGGGAGUGUUCGUUUGAACGGUUUGAACUGACAGGCCGGGAAGGCAGUUUGUUCAAGUGGGGAGUGACUUUUAUGGGGAGGAAGCGCGGGAAACUGGAAGUUCUCCAACAAUGUUGCUCUCUCGCUCUUCUUGCCUUCUUUGCUUUGCGUGGCAUGCGGCAUUGAGAGAGCUCAUCAUGUUUCCUUGGGCUACUAGUACAUGAAGGCAACACUUUUCAAAAGCAAAGUUAGUCACUUAAAACCCUUCAACACGAUCACAAGCCACAUUGCAUUCCUAAUCCAUACUUUCAUUUUGCUGGGAAGUGAGCAUUCUUACAAUACUAAGAAGCGCAUACUCUCGAUACAUACACGAUACUUCAACAGUUCUCAACCUUCAGUGUAUACUUUGAAAUCAUCAACAUGGGUUGCUCAGACGUUAUAGUGUUUGGUGGUAGCUCCGACGACAUUGACACUCGUGGUCUUUAAAGAAACAUUCCUGCACUCUCUCAAGUUCCAAGCACUCUCAUUUGAACCCAUUACUCAAUCUCAUACUUGUCUAAAACAUGUGCCAAGAAGGCAACAACCCUAUUGGUAUCUCCAGCGGUGGAUGGGGUACCGAGGUGGACGAUACCCGAGGCCUAUGAAUCUCACGCCUAAUCCCGCAUUUCUCUCUCUUUCGCCAGGAGGAGUCAACAAUCCUCCUUGGCCGUGGUCGCCUCGACCUCCGUGGUUUGAGCUCCUGACUGCCCAACAUGAGUGCAGCCAUCCCAUGGGGCCAUCUGGACGGCCGACCUGGUCCCACCUCGGGAGACCAAGAGAGAGAUUCCACCAACUCCAACUCCAUGCUCCGCCUCGAGCGAAGACAACCUUCCCCGGCCAGGUUUUUCAUCGAUGGUCCAGGGAGGUUGUCUAACGCCCUUCAACUAAUGACUUCAGCUCUUAAUUCGGUCAGUUCUUCGGACGACACCCCUCUUCCCCUGACCCGAGAUCCGUCACCCACCCCAUCCCACUAUCACAAUCAAUCCAUUCGCGAUGAGGACGAGGAUGAAGACGAGGGAGAGGAGGAAGACAUUUCCAGCCCUUCCCCUUAUUCUUAUCCUUACCAAGAGGUUGUUCCUGACAACACUCAGAAUCACCAGGAUGAUCCUCCUCCUUCUGAGCAAACGCAUCUUGUCCACAACAACAUUAAGUCUGUGGCUGGCAAGACCAUCGUGGCCUCAGACAAUGAAGUCAGCAAUGGUUUUGUUAAGGAUGGGAAAAUGCUACCUUACGUUUUUGAAGCCAAUGAAUCAGGAACGAGAAAACGAUCCUCAAAAAUACUGCCAGUUUGCGGUGUUUGUGGAAAGCGAUUUGUCUGUGUUACAACCAUGAAACGACAUCUUGUCACCCACACGGGAGAGAAACCUUUUGCUUGCAAAAUCUGUGGAAAACAAUAUACUCAAAAAGGAAAUUUAAGGGUUCAUGAAAGAACUCACAGAAACGAUAGGCCAUUUGAGUGCAACAUUUGUCAUCAGAAAUUCUACAGAAAAGAGCCAAUGCAAAAGCAUCAGUGGCGACAACAUGGAGUAGUUCACUUCAAAAAUCGACCUCUGGGUGCGACUCCUUGCGAGACGCCCCCAAUUGCCCCACCAACUCCCUCGAUAUCACCAAAACCAACGUUGGCAAUGCCAGAAGGAAUUCUCUACAAUUCAAUUGUGGAUCGCAUCAAGAUUAACAGCAUGGACUCAUACAACCAAGAUUCCCGUUCCCUAAAUGGACCACCUCCACCACCAAGUUCUGGCUCAUUCCUGAACUUUACCCACACGCGCCCAGAGUCCAGAGCCUUGACCAACCCUCCGAUGUCUCCCGAAUCAUUCCAACCUGAAGAUCUAUCCGCGUCUAGAGCUAUUGACAAUCGAAGGGCGCCAUCUCCACCACGAAGAACCCACCUGAACUUACCAAUGAUUCCCGGCAAUAGAUUUUCCGCUCUUGUGCCAAAAUUAAUGUCUGCUAUAGAUAUACAGAACGAAGAAUUCAAGAAUGCCAAAUUCGAUACCAAUACAAGAGUGCCUUCUACCCCCACUGCAGCACACCACAUCACACUCUCGGAUGCGUUGUUGGAGCAUCAAAGCGACCGAGACGUUUUCUCCAAGUCUCACAUUUCCCCUUCUCAAAUUGAUCAUAAUCAUUCUUCCACGGCUGACCACCGCAACAUGAAUUUGGGCACAACUGUGGCUCAAGCUGAUUUAUCACCAAAUUCCAAGCUUUUGAACAUUCAUGAUCCAGAUGAACGUUAUCAGGAGAAGAAUGGAUCUCAAGUCCCCCAACAACAGGCACCGAUGAAAUUGAAAAAGAUAUUGGCCCAUGCGUACCAAAAGGAGGUUGAAGAACAACGUAAUGCCGAUGAUGAGCUAAAUCAACGGGCUGCUGAAAGUCACUCAGUCCGUCCUGAGGCCAGAUAUACUAAAAAUGGAGCCUUAAACAGCAAUGAAGAACCUGCAACCCAUCGGGGAGAAAAAGAAAUGGUUGAAUGUCAAUGCAAAUCCUGUGGCAAUGUCUUCACAGUUCACGACCCUUACAACUUCAGGUGCUCUAACUGCAAUGCCAAAUACACUUCCCUACCCACGCACAUGAUUGCAGAUCCACUUCAAUGUAUUGGAUGUUGCCAGGUGUUUCCUCAUAAGCCAGCUUUGAAGGCCCAUCAAAUGUGUGAAGAGAAGGAACGCCCUUUCCGUUGCUGCAAGUGCGGUUACGGAUUCCGACAAAAGGCACACCUUCAAAAACAUCAAUGGCGCAUCCACCGUCGAAAGUUGGAGCCAGACCAAUCAAUGAGGGAGGCAGAAGCUAUUUUCUUGGCCAUGAAAAAUGUGGUGACCAUACCAAAGACGAACACAACUCCACCGCCAGCACAACUACCAUCGUCACAGAACUUGACGCUACAACCAAGUGUUACCAUCACUGCAACGACAACCCCAUUGAUGGUUACAGUAGCUUCCCAAGAGCACGCAAACCAAAAUGAUGUUUCCAGCCUUCCAGCAUCACCAGAAAAUUCCAAUGCGUGCGCCUCUCCAAUGGUCGAGCAAGGUAGCCAACCUCUGGACUUAUCCCCAACUAAGCCUUCAGCUCUAAGUAUUACCGUCAGUACUGGUCAGCCUUCUUCUUCCUUGGACCACUCUGGCCACUCUGAAUUAGGCCAGCCUUCUUCUUCCUCUCAACCUGUCUAUCUUCUUAGGGUAGCCGAAGGCAACCCUUUGCUCAAUCAGCAGAUAUCACUGCCCGAUAACUCAUCUGCCACUUAUCCUUCACAAUCAUCUUCCAAUGGCCGGUCCAUUUCGGCCUGGAAGAAGCAACGUACCUGUUCUGACCCACCGCCGACAAACCACUCAGAAAAUACUCAGAUUGAUAAUAUUAUGCACCAUUCUCAUGCAACUGAUUUGUCUGCCAAGGAACCAAUAUCCACCCAUCGGACUUUACCCCCCAUUGCCACGUUGCAGCAACCUCUCAGUUCGAACUUGCGAGCCCAUACAUCGGCGAUUUCUCCAAAUUCAUUCAAACAUUCCAGUUGGCUGUCAGCCGGACGACAAGAGACCUCUUUGACGACAAACACAUCCAGAAACUACUCCAGACCUUACUCCAUGCCCAACAUGAGCACUAACGACUCUCCCAGACCCAUAGAUUCAGACAAACUGACGACAGAAUCCAGUCACAUGGUUAGACAUGACCUCCUACGAGACCCACACAACAUUCGAACAGUUUAGGAAUGGAAAGCUUUCACUGAUUGCCGUAAAAUUACAAUUUCCCCUCACCCUUCAAUUUCCCCCUUUUGCAUUGGCUACUUCUGCAUUAUAAGUACUAAUUCCUUAGCUGUGAUACUUGUUAGCUAUGGCAGACAAACAUUACCCUAAUUUUUGUGAUCUGUUAUACAUACAAACCUUCCGUCAGAUGUAUAUAACCAACCUUUUUGAUCUGGGUGAUUGGUACGAGGGACAUGCCAUGACACUUUGACCCCUUCUUCUCUCUAGACUCCGCGUAAAAAAAUUACCCGCCUUGCCACGUUGGCAAACGACCAAACAAGCUUGGCAAAGACAACCCAGACUACUCUGACCAGACGUAAACAUUGAACGAAGCUCUCGCAACCUUUUUCUCUGUUGACAAAUUAACUCCUGACUCCUGAAAUUGACCUUUGACCAACGCUUGUUGACUGCGGGGUAACUUUUUCACUUGGCUUCUGAGAUGGCAGAGUCUCGUGGAUGGUCUUCAAUCUUACUCUUUUAUAUUUAUUUAUUUUUCUAAAAGGUUUUGGUUCUCCAUUUUGUACCACAAUUAUGUUUUGGGUGCUUUGGUAAUGGUAACUUUUCAUUUUCGCAAUCCCUGUUGGAACAAAAUGACAGCAUAUAUAUAUAUAUAUAUAUAAAUAUAUUUUUACAUUUUUAUCCUCAUAUAUGUGAAAAAUCAGUUAUGCGCUCUAAAAAUACAAAAUUGUAAAAUUACUGCUACAUCAUA
Tigriopus californicus is the source of this 4555-nucleotide messenger RNA. RefSeq lists its product as uncharacterized. Lineage: Eukaryota; Metazoa; Arthropoda; Copepoda; Harpacticoida; Harpacticidae. Gene Ontology annotation, molecular function: RNA polymerase II cis-regulatory region sequence-specific DNA binding; DNA-binding transcription factor activity, RNA polymerase II-specific. Gene Ontology annotation, biological process: regulation of transcription by RNA polymerase II. The transcript is spliced from 3 exons. The record is from RefSeq and is a predicted model, not a curated record. Bases 826 to 3810 code for a protein of 994 amino acids.